UUUUUUACAUGAAUUAUUAAUGUUCCGUGUGAAGAUGUUUUCUUGUACUACCGCGGUGUGGCCAGUGUGGGGCGCCGCUCGAUUCCUUGCACAUGUUUUUUCAAAUAAAGUUUGGUUCAAACGAACAAACAUGGCGGCCCCCGGUGCUUCACUCAUGUAGCUGCUGUUGGGGAUGUGAAAACUACAGAAUCCACAGAAUAAAGUAGAAAUGGCCACUCCAGCAAAGCCCACUAAAAAGGAAGCUAAAAAGCACAUUUCUCUUAAGACAUCCUUCACCUCACCCUUCAGUCCGACAUGGAGAUCAAUUCCACAGGAAGACAUGCACUUCAUCCUGGAAACGCUGAGGGAAAAGCUGACUGUCAUCGGUCUUGAGAAAAAAGAGGUAAAACCAUUUCGUCCAUGGAAAAACAAGAAAAAGAAACUGGAAGAAUCUGAUGCCGUCACACCAGAACCUGUUGUCCAGGUGCAGGAGGCACCCAAAAACGGCUGGACAGAUUUGGCAGCAAGACGACAGCUAGCCAUUGGCAUCAAUGAGGUCACCAAGGCCCUGGAGAGGAAUGAGAUCUCGCUGGUGCUGGUGUGCAAGUCAGUCAAACCCCAGCACAUGACAAAUCACCUGAUAACGCUGUGUGCCACAAGAGGAGUACCGGCAUGUCAGGUUCCCCGUCUGAGCUCCAGUGUGUCCCAACCUCUGGGUCUGAAAAGUGUCCUUGCAAUAGGAUUCAGACAAUGUCCCUCCAGUGGUGAGGGCACCUUUGCUGACGUUAUUGAUGUGAUUAAACCCAGAGUGCCUCCAUUGAAUGUUGCAUGGCUGCCUGGUAAAGACGCCACAGAAGGAGUGCAAGGUGGUGAUCAGGAGGAGAUGAGAGAUGAGGAAAAGAGAGGCCAGAAAAGAAAAUUGGAAGCUGAGAGUGAGGAGGCAACAAAGUCACCCUCCUGCUCCCUGCAGCCUCUCAGAGUUAAGAGAAUAAUUCCCAACCCUGCUAAGAAAAGAAAACCCAAAGUUAAGAAAAAAUAGUUUGCAUGGACAAUAAACAGUUUUUUUUUCAGCUG
Cynoglossus semilaevis (tongue sole) is the source of this 1053-nucleotide messenger RNA. RefSeq names its product ribonuclease P/MRP 38 subunit (gene rpp38). The record is from RefSeq and is a predicted model, not a curated record. Gene Ontology annotation, cellular component: nucleolar ribonuclease P complex; ribonuclease MRP complex; fibrillar center. The transcript is spliced from 2 exons. Gene Ontology annotation, biological process: tRNA 5'-leader removal. The coding region runs from base 209 to 1018 and encodes 269 amino acids. NCBI's taxonomy places the organism in Eukaryota, Metazoa, Chordata, Actinopteri, Pleuronectiformes, Cynoglossidae. Gene Ontology annotation, molecular function: ribonuclease P activity; ribonuclease P RNA binding.